Molecule: messenger RNA, 2249 nt
Organism: Polyodon spathula (Mississippi paddlefish)
Lineage: Eukaryota; Metazoa; Chordata; Actinopteri; Acipenseriformes; Polyodontidae
Product: proto-oncogene vav-like
Exons: 19
Coding region: 455-2197 (580 amino acids)
Biological process (GO): regulation of GTPase activity; intracellular signal transduction; cell migration
Cellular component (GO): cytoplasm
Molecular function (GO): guanyl-nucleotide exchange factor activity; protein binding
Source: RefSeq, a predicted model, not a curated record
ACUUACUGUGGGGAAGUACAUGCGAUAAGCAAUGGUUACAGUGGAAUGCUGCCACAGCUUUGUUUGAAACAAACUGAUUUACCAGCUCAAGAUAACGACGGUGCUUUUUGAAGGCCCAAUAUCUGCUGUAAUGAAACACUCUGAAUUGAACGUGAUUGUGAAAUGCCUUCCAUAACAAGAGUUACUUCAGAAUCGUUUUCGUUUUAAGGGGGCUUAAUUCAGUCAGUCAAAACGUUUGGCAGUUUCGUUUUGUUUUUUUAAGUUCUCUAUUUGUAUAGAGAAACCAAAAAUGAACGUGGUGUGCAGAUCCUAUAACAACAGCCCAAGGAAGUAGAAAGUGGUUACUAUAGCAAUAGUUAGAUUCUCAACUUGCAAAAAUCUGCGUUUUUGGAAGGACAUCAGUCUCUAUAACGGCUUACUACUGAGAUGCCCAGCCUAUUCGCUUGAAAGAGACAUGACCAGGAAGUUAUUAAGAGAGUUCCUGUGUCUGAAGAACAUUCGGACGUUCUUGUCUGCGUGCCUGGACCAGUUCGGGAUGAAGAAAAGCGAGCUCUUUGAGGCCUUUGACCUGUUUGAUGUGCGAGAUUUCGCCAAGGUGAUCGAAGCCCUGUCCAGUUUAUCCUACACUGCGAUCGCACAGAGCCGCGGGGUCUCGCCUUUCCCCACAGAAGAUAGUGUUCCUGAUGAUGAAAUCUACAAUGGAUUAUCUGACCACAUUGAUGACACUGGGGAGGAGGAUGAUGACCUCUAUGACUGCGUGGACGAUGAGAAUAACGAGGGAGACGAGAUCUACGAAGACCUGAUGAGGCACGAUGCCCCAGCAGAGACACAUCAGAAGAUUACCGAGGUAGACAAGCGUCAGUGCUGUCUCCAGGAGAUCCGACAGACAGAGGAGAAAUACACCGAAACCCUGGGAUCCAUCUUAAACCACUUCAUGAAACCUCUUCAGCGCUUCCUGCAACCGAGUGAUAUCGAGAGCAUUUUCAUCAACAUUGAGGAACUGUUUCAAACUCACAGCAGUUUGCUGGAAGAGGUCAGAAGCUCCAUCUUGACAUUCAACGCCGAUAAUCUCUACCAGGUUUUCAUCAAAUACAAGACAAGGUUGCUGCUGUAUGGGGCGUACUGUAGCCAGGUGGAGUCUUCAUCCAAGCACCUGGACAAGGUGGCCAACAUGAGGGAGGAUGUGAGGAUGAAGCUGGAGGAGUGUUCGAAGAGAGCGAACAACGGCAGGUUCACACUGAGAGAUCUGUUGAUGGUACCGAUGCAGCGGGUUCUCAAAUACCACCUGCUUCUACAGGAACUUGUGAAGCACACCUCCAAUGUGACUGAUAAGGAAAACCUGCGCACAGCAUUGGACGCCAUGCGGGAUUUAGCGCAGUGCGUAAACGAAGUGAAGAGAGACAAUGAAAUCCUCAGGCAGAUAACAUCGUUCCAGCUUUCCAUAGAGAACACGACACAGUCCCUGGCUCUCUACGGGAGACCCAAGAUCGACGGAGAACUCAAGAUAUGUGUGGAGAAACGAAAGCAAGACCGGUAUGCGUUUCUGUUCGAUAAAGCCAUGCUUGUCUGCAAAAAGAAAACUAGCGAGUCCAUGGAGCUGAAAGAGACCAUCGAACUGCAGCACUACCAGCUGAGAGACGACCCCUCUGGAGACAAGAAGUGGAGCCACUUGUUCGUCCUGAUAGACACCUACGGGCAGCAGAGCUACGAACUCUACUUCAAAACCAAGGAGCUGAAGAAGAAAUGGCUGGAGCAGUUUGAGAUGGCCAUGUCCAACAUGUACCCGGAGAACAGCACAGCGAACAGCCACGACUUCCAGAUGAACUCCUUCGAGGAAACCACGACCUGCAAGGCCUGUCAGAUGCUCUUGAGGGGGAUCUUUUUCCAAGGCUAUCGCUGCACUCGGUGUAAAGUGGCCGCACACAAGGAGUGUCUCGGGAGAGUGGCAGCAUGUGGAAGGCAUUCAGAUUUGUCUGGCACUUUGAAAAAGAAUAAAAACAACAGAACUACUGUCCAUAGGCCAAAUGAACCAGGUAAGCAAAUAAGCCAAAAAUCUUACCAGAUGUGUAGAAAACCCCGAUUAAGCAAUAAAGAUAGACUGUGGACCCAUUCACAAAGUUUUGUUUUGAACAUUCAGAAGGUUGCUGGAAGAAUGUCACCUACAACUAAUGCAGUUUUCUUGAAUAGAAAAUGUUAGCUGAAAUAUGCCUUGUAUUUCAUUGGCAUUUGGAAAGUAUCAACUAUCUACC